CGCUCGAGCGGUAUCACCAAAAGAGCUAUUGUCACAUUAUACUUAAUUUUUGUUUGUUUGUUUGUUUUAUCCUGUUAAAACUGUCCAAAUGUGCAAACCCGAAUGAUGUAUGGAGAGUAAAGAUGUCUAUCUAGUAACGCACUUAAACUAGCUGGGUUUGUUUUGGGUUUAGAAACCUCAGGAGCUUGUUUGGUCUCCACCACGCUUCUUCUGGACUUUUUGUGCUCUUGAUUACAGAGUUCCCUCCUAUUACCUGCUGCCUGCUUGCCACCUCCUGUGCUUUGGUCUUCGUCCUGAACCAAGAUGCCAGCUGCACUUGCAGACACCAGUCAGAUCAUCUGCGAGGUCUGGGCCAGCAACGUGGACGAGGAGAUGAGGAAAAUCCGCCAGAUCGUUCAGAAUUACAACUACAUCGCUAUGGACACGGAGUUCCCCGGCGUGGUGGUUCGACCCAUCGGAGAAUUUCGCAGCACUGUCGAUUAUCAGUAUCAGCUCCUGCGCUGCAACGUGGACCUGCUGAAGAUUAUUCAGCUCGGCCUGACUUUCAUGAACGAAGACGGCGACUAUCCACCCGGGACCACCACCUGGCAGUUCAACUUCAAGUUCAAUUUAACAGAGGACAUGUACUCCCAGGACUCCAUAGACCUUCUGCAGAACUCGGGCCUUCAGUUCAAGAAGCACGAGGAAGAAGGGAUCGAUACUCUGUACUUCGCCGAGCUCCUCAUGACCUCGGGUUUGGUGCUGUGUGAAAACGUGCGGUGGCUCUCCUUUCAUAGUGGAUACGACUUCGGCUACCUGGUGAAGCUCCUCACGGACGCUCGGCUCCCGGAAGAGGAGCACGAGUUCUUUCAGAUCCUGAACCUCUUCUUUCCUGCCAUCUACGAUGUGAAAUAUCUCAUGAAGAGCUGCAAAAACCUGAAGGGUGGACUUCAGGAAGUCGCAGACCAGCUGGAGCUGAAAAGGAUCGGGAGACAGCAUCAGGCCGGCUCGGACUCGCUGCUGACCGGAAUGGCCUUCUUCAGGAUGAAAGAGUUAUUUUUCGAAGACAACAUCGACGACGCCAAGUACUGCGGGCGGCUCUACGGCCUGGGCUCGGGUUCUUCUCAGACUCAGAACGGCAUCUCCAACUCGUCGCAAGAUGAAGCCAACAACAAGCACUGACCUCCGACGCCACCACGCACUUGUUUUUAAAUCCCUCGGAGCAGAGAAGAGCAGAUACUGGGUUUAUUAUUAUUUUUUCUCCCUCCAUCCCUCAACCACAUCAGGACGGUGGAGAAAAACGAGCAGUUCCGCUCUUACACCCGGUCCUUUCACCCAAACAAACAGAAACGUCCCGUUACAGCUCUCCCGCGUAGCGGCCGUCUCCCGGCGCGUCAUUCCUCCCGGACAUUUUAUUCGUUUGUUUUACAGCAUUAAACAACUGAAACAAAUCUCUCUAUAUUUUUUAAGCACAGGACUAGCACCUCGUAUCUCACAGCUAACAAGAUCCACAGCAUUUUUAAUAUGCUCCACCAGCAGUUUGGCACAAUCUCGUUUCGGAUUGCUUUUCUUAAAUAAAAAAAAAAAAAAAACGAAAAAAAAACGAGGCUUGAAGAGAUCCGGUGUCGUACCUACAGGCAACGAGGAAACAUCUGUUCAGUGCUGUGAUAUUUUAAAUUAUGCUGCGAAGUAUUGUGUAUUAAAAUGUCAAACUUUCAAAGGAGCCAAUCUUUUAGCAUUUUUCCUAUGAAAGAGAAAGAAGAAGAAGAAAAAAAAAGUGUUUUAAAUCCGGACAUCUUUGUUAUGGAGUAAGGUGCAGGGAUACACUGGUUCUGUGCAGAAACGUCUUUUAAUUUGUCCACCAUGAAAUAGAUUGUUUGUGGUACGUGUUGUUUUUAUUCCAUCCGAUGUUUCAAACUCUUGUAUAUUAAAAUGUUUUCUAUCAAAA
Molecule: messenger RNA, 1927 nt
Organism: Ictalurus punctatus (channel catfish)
Lineage: Eukaryota; Metazoa; Chordata; Actinopteri; Siluriformes; Ictaluridae
Gene: cnot8
Product: CCR4-NOT transcription complex, subunit 8
Exons: 7
Coding region: 304-1161 (285 amino acids)
Cellular component (GO): CCR4-NOT core complex; P-body; CCR4-NOT complex
Molecular function (GO): poly(A)-specific ribonuclease activity; nucleic acid binding
Source: RefSeq, a predicted model, not a curated record